AUGGACACGCCAAGACGCAAAAGUAGAAAGCCUAACAAAUACGUAGAUGACAUUGGUGUUGUUGGAAGAAAAACUGGAGUAACAAUUUCAGGAGAGGUGACGAAAAAUGCUGACGGCCUUGAGGACGUAGAGGCUUUUUUUGCAGCCGCCUCUACAAAUCCUAAAAGUAAUUUUACAGAUAAAAUAACGUUAAACACGGAUGAAGUAGACGAAGUAUCAAUGUCUCUAGUCACAGACGAACCGUCACAGAUGACUCCAUUGCCUUCUAAAAAUAAAAAACCUAAAAGUCCUAUACCUGAAAGUCCUAUUUUAGAUAAUGUAGAUAAUGAAAUUACAAACGAAGAUGAGGUAUCAAUGUCUCUUAUCACUAAUG
Molecule: messenger RNA, 373 nt
Organism: Scutellospora calospora
Lineage: Eukaryota; Fungi; Glomeromycota; Glomeromycetes; Diversisporales; Gigasporaceae
Source: the annotation of a GenBank genome assembly